AUGAGCGGAUUACGGUUGGGAGUGGACAUCGGAUUCAAGAAGAUCUCGAUUGCACUGUACGAGAAUGGUGUACCGCGUGUGCUGCACAGUUUUCCCUCCGUGGCGGCCUGCAGCAAGGAUCACAGAGAAUGGCAUUUCGGUAUGGACGCGCGCAGCUUCCAAGCGGACACCAAUUACCGUUAUAUGGGUAGUGUUAAACUUAUACUGUUGGAGCACGGCUACAGAGAGAAGAAUUCGCUUGUAUCGUUGCUGUUGGAAGGACUCUUUACUCACAUUAAGAUGAUUGGGGAAACUGAACGGAAGCAGUGCCUUCAAGGCGUCGUUGUGGUUUUAUCGCACUGUCUCGACACGUUCCAUGUCGUCCGUCAAGAGGUGAUCGAAGCCUGGCAGAAGAAUGGCGUACCGGAUGUCUUCUGCAUCUCUGAUGUAUCGGCCAUUCUGCUGGCUUACACCGUGCAGACACUGGACCGGCAAUCCCUCAGCACGAGCAAGACUGGACCGGUUAGUCUCUUAGUCUGCAAUGCAGAUGCCGAGCACUGCCGGGUGGACGUCUUCGAAGUGAUCAAUAACGAUCUCGUCGUCAAAUUCCUGAGUAAUCAUUGUGUUCUGUGGAACUGUUUCGGUGAACUGCGGCGGCGUGGUGUAGUCGCUGUCCAUCAGCAGUUGAAGGGCGUUGGGAUGCCCGAGUUGGAUCAACGUUCGUGGGCGCAGCUGGAGCAAGAAUGCUUGGAACAAAUGUCUCUGUUUAACGAUCCCCGGACUGACAAAGUGGCCAUACGCGCCCCCGUUCAUACGUAUUUGGUUACUUACACGCGGGAGACGUACCAUGCGGCGGUGGAACCAAUCAUCCAGUUCAUCCGAACGCAUGUCGUGACGGAGUUAACGAGGAUCGGCAUAAUUGACGCAAAUACCGGUAACAUUAGCGGAAAAGUGGAACUGCUGUUGGUGGGCGAGAAUUCCCGCUUGGGACUGUUGCGGAGCGCGCUGGAGAGUGUCACGAAGAGCCAGGUGAUUGCCGGAGUGGCGAGUUAUGUGGACGAUGCAGAGGCCUUUGGUGCGGCGAUCGCCAGCAGUCUGUGGGGGAACAACGCAGAUAUCAAUAGAGAAGUUCAGCUCUACCGACUGCAAGAAGGAAUCGCGCUCAGUAUGAGAGUCAUACUAAAGACAUUGCCGGUACGGGACGCUAACCUUAUGGUACAACCGGCACGGGAUGUCUUCAUUAGCAACCGCCGUGAUUUUGUCCUGUCCGGACGAUUGUACAUGGGUGACGGGAAAGAGGUCUUUGGCAUUCUUGAUUGUCGCCUGGUAUUGUCUAUGCAGAAGAUAGGAAACUGCGAAGUGCACUGUUUAAAACUGGAAAACAACUUCAAUGGUCAACCGGUAACGUACAUGCGGAUGUUGUUGGGGAAGGAUGUCUGGAUGCUGUGGCGUACACUGCAGCGUAAAAGAACUGAUCAGACGGUCGUCGAAUGUCAAUAUCUAGGGAUGCAAGUUUCGUUCACGUAUCGAGAUAGCUCUGGCUGUAGUAAUCUUGGAUUUUUUGCGGAUGACGCCAGCACUUAUAAGCCGUUUUUAGAGGAGUACAAAGCCCGGAAACGAGAAAUGUUGAACAUGUUUCCCUCUGCAUCUGACGGGGACAAAUCUCUUCCUGCGUUAGAGUGGCCAUCCGCGUCCUCCUUCGUUGCUCUUGUGUCAGACCAGCUUCCUACCAAGCAUUCCCAUGAAAUUCACAAAAAUCAGCAGCAUCCAAGCAUUGUAACCGUUAAUUGUUCCUCCACGCGGGAUCUCGUUGUCGUGGUCCAGCAGUGCCAAGAAGUAACCGGAAAGCUGCGAGUAAUUGGAAACACUUUCGCAAUCGAACGGCCGCAUAAGAUUCGCCCGGAAUCUACUGAGAGGGAUACAAUUGUUAUUGAACUGACGCCGCAAGACUGUGUUCGUGUUAGCUUUCCAAACGAAGCCACCCGCUGGAGUUUUCUUAAAAAGUGUUAAUUUUUAUAGUGGUAAGCAUACUGCGACUGUAUAGAUUGUUGAAA
Messenger RNA from Paramacrobiotus metropolitanus, 2033 nucleotides. RefSeq lists its product as uncharacterized. The transcript has 2 exons. Lineage: Eukaryota; Metazoa; Tardigrada; Eutardigrada; Parachela; Macrobiotidae. The coding region runs from base 1 to 1989 and encodes 662 amino acids. The record is from RefSeq and is a predicted model, not a curated record.